Coregonus sp. 'balchen' is the source of this 8815-nucleotide messenger RNA. The record is from the annotation of a GenBank genome assembly. NCBI's taxonomy places the organism in Eukaryota, Metazoa, Chordata, Actinopteri, Salmoniformes, Salmonidae.
AUGGCGACGACGGAUAAACAGAAACAUGAAGGAAGAGUGAAAAUCGGACAUUAUAUUCUUGGAGACACACUUGGAGUGGGGACGUUCGGGAAAGUUAAAGGUACGUGUUAUGACUUUUCUUAUCGAGUUGCCGCCGGCAGUUAAAUGCGAGAGAGGAUGGGGAUGUUUCUCUCUUAGCUAGCCGUGUGCUAACACUUGUUGGCCUCUAACGUAAUUUAGCUAGCUUGCUUUGCUAGGCUUGUUGGCUAACGCCGUUAGCUCAGUCAGGCUCUAGAAUCAAACAGCUAAGUUAGCUUACUAGGCGGUCUACCUUUGAUCGAUCAAACGAUAGUGCUGUCAUGUGUUCAAGCUAGUUAGCUUGCUAGCCAGCUAGUUAUGUGGUCGAAUGACUCAGAGCUUUAUGUAACCAAGUUUACAUACUUGCUGGCUAACAGUAGUUGGCAAACUAGAAUAAUCUUAACUCAAAUUGCUAGCCAAGGCAAUACCACAUUAAUGGUUUCUCAACCAGGAAACCUGUUUCUUCAGUUAACAAACGUGAGCUGCCCAGUUAUAAAGUGACCAGCUAGCCGUGAUAGCCCCAUGCCAUACACACAUACAUACUGAACUAUCUUGGGCCUGGCUGAAUUAUUAAUGAGGACACACUUCCCAGUUGUGUUCACACAUGAGUUAUUGUCCCUGGAUUGCUUUCAAUCUACACUGUCAAAAUACUAUAACUUUUCUAAUGGCAUAUCACCUAAAAUUAUGAUAUCCAAGCUUUUAGUAGAGGACCAAACUGACUUGUAUAGCCUAGUUUUUAGGCCUUAAUGUUAGGCCUGUUUCAAACUAGAAAAUGUACAUUUCCUUGGUUUGAACAAAACUCCAUAUCAAGCCACCAGCUAGACUAUAUAGCUGUUAUCUUUCCUACUUCCUCCCAGUGGUCAGAAUAGAACAUGCUGGACAUUGGGCCAUUGUUCUAGAUGACUGGCUGCAGGGUUAAUACUUUACUAACAUAACAGUUAAAUCAAUAGCCCCCCCCCCCCCCCUUCCCUCACUCGUUGUCAUCCCCCCUCCCCUCCUUCCUCUCUUGUACUGUUAAGUACAUUUUCACCUGUUGUUCUUCUGACCAGUUUUUAGUUAGGCCUAUAUCUGCUUAGUUUUUGCAUUGAGCCACUGUAGCGUAUGGUAUACACAGUACAUAUAUAAGCUGAUGUAGGCCUAUAAGCCAUGUAGAAUGAUACGUUUCCUUCUGCUGUUAACCCCAAUUAGUUUAUUUGCAGAGUUGCAUAAACUUUGGUUCCAAACAACACAUUGCAGAUGUAGGCCUGUCAAUCAUGAUGCGUCCUGUCUGCACAGAACUGCCAGGACCUAGGAUCAAUGGAGACACUCAAGUUUAAUCCUGUAUCUCUUGACACAUUCACAAAAAUAGUCAUGGCCUCUAAACCUUCCAGCUGCCUACAGGACCCUAUUCCAACUCAACUACUGAAAGAGCUACCUCCUGUCCUCCGGAUGGGUACCAAACUCACUAAAAGUGGCAGUAAUAAAGUCUCUCCUGUAAAAGCAAAACCUUGACCCCUAUAUCGAAUCUCCCAUUCCUCACCAAGAUUUGGGAAAAAGCUGUUGUGCAGCAACUCACUGCCUUCCUGAAGACAAAUAAUGUAUACAAAAUGCUCCAGUCUGGUUUUAGACCCCAUCAUAGGACUGAGACUGCACUUGUGAAGCCUCCUGUAGCUCAGUUGGUAGAGCAUGGCGCCAGGAUUGUGAGUUCGAUUCCCACGGGGGGCCAGUAUGAAAAAUUUAUGCACUCACUAACUGUAAGUCGCUCUGGAUAAGAGCGUCUGCUAAAUGACUAAAAUGUAAAUGUAAUUAUGAAUUGAUUUGAUUCAAUGGUGAAAUGCCAUGCUAGCUUUCUUUCACUGCAAAUGGGCACUAACUACAGUCAUCCAAUGCAGAUUUGCAUGUGUCAGCUGGGGUCUGCUAAGCUCUUUGUUAUAACUGGUUUCUUAUUACAGUACUUCCUAACCUCUCCUCAUCCCUGCUGCCCUCUCUUUUGCUCUCUCUCCUCUCCUGUAGUGGGGCAGCAUGAGCUGACCAAACACCAGGUGGCUGUGAAAAUCCUUAACAGACAGAAGAUCCGCAGUCUGGAUGUGGUGGGGAAGAUCCGUAGAGAGAUCCAAAACCUCAAGCUCUUCAGGCAUCCCCACAUAAUUAAGCUGUAAGUCUAGAACCUCAGGUGCUUCCGGCAUCCCCACAUCAUUAAGCUCUAAGGCUGUGUUCACACAGGCUACCUCUCAAUCUUAGACUUUAUAUAGAAAUGUGCCCCCUUUUUCUUGCUGUGGUAAAGCUGAAAUAUAGUUAAGUGGGUUUGUCAUCACUCUGAGAAGUUUGGUGAUCUUUGACUGUUUUCUCUGGUGUUUAUGAGUACUGCCCAGAGGUUUUUCCUGGUCAGGUGGGUGGCAUAGUCAGGGAAAUCUCUUGGUCCAAUCAUGGCUAGUCAAUUUUUUUUGGUGACUCUCCUAUGGGGCCAUAGGUACCAGGUGAUCAGCACCCCAACAGACAUCUUCAUGGUGAUGGAGUACGUGUCCGGAGGAGAGCUCUUCGACUACAUCUGCAAAAACGGAAAGGUAAGACCACCCUCUGAGGAAAAAAACCUUUAUUUCCUCUAGUGUAUGCUGGUUUUGGGAAAAUUAUAGACCUGGUUUUUGUUCAACAACAAAACAGAAAUUAGGUGGUAUUCUAAGCCUGUCUGUUAAAAGACACUGUAUGUGGUUUGGGAUUGUGGGUAGUCUUGUGCUCACCUGAAUCUUAUUCACUUAGCUCAGGGGUUUUCAACCUUUUCUUGCCCAGGGACCCCCUCCCAGGCAAACCGGUGACCCAGGGAACCCCGUCAUACGUUAGCAAAACAUUUAUUUUACAUGUCUUAUCAUCAGGUUAAUGAUAAUGGCAAGGAGAAGUAAGGAACAUUUUUAAAAUGAAUAGAUUUGGUAGAUAAUUCUUUCAUUAUUUUGACCUCCCCACAUUAUAAUUGAAAGGGGAAGUGUAAACUCUAACAUAGCCUAUUAGCUAGAAAGGUAACUCCAAACACAUUUUCGCUAAGAGCAGCUGUUUAGCUGGUUAAACAAAGGUUAGCCAUGUGUUGUCAAAAAUGUAUGUCCAAGUCAAGAGUUUACCAGCAGCCAACGGCACUUGUCGCAAUGGUAGCCUAUUCGUGGGUGCUUUUGCAAAGCCUAUGUCAGAUAAUCUAGUGAGUGUAAUUUGCUGAAUAUUGGGAGUUGAGAAAUAAAGUUGAAAACAUUUAGAAAGAAGAUAUUCUGCUCUUUUCUAGUGUAGAUAGGUAUAUUCAAAAAUAAAUUAUUAUAUUGUUGCUAGCGAUAUUCAUAAAAACAUUUGAAUUAAAACAUGUUUUUAUUUACUUUAUUUUGAAUACCCCUGACUUAGCUUAUUACCUACACUACAUGGCCAAAAGUAUAUGGACACCUGCUCAUCGAACAUCUAAUUCCAAAAUCAUUGGCAUUAAUAUGGAGUUGGUCCCCCCUUUGCUGUUAUAACAGCCUCCACUCUUCUGGGAAGGCUUUCCACUAGAUGUUGGAACAUUGCUGCGGGGACUUGCUUCCAUUCAGCCACAAGAGCAUUAGUGAGUUAGUGGGGCAUUGUCCAAACUGUUGCCACAAAGUUGGAAGCACAGAAUCGUCUAGAAUGUCAUUGUAUGUUGUAGCAUUAAGAUUUCCCUUCACUGGAACUAAAGGGCCUAGCCCGAACCAUAAACAGCCCCAGACCAUUAUUCAUCCUCCACCAAACUUUACAGAGUGCAAUAUGCAUUCGGGCAGGUAGCGUUCUCCCGGCAUCCGCCAAACCCAGAUUUGUCCGUCGGACUGCCAGAUGGUGAAGCGUGAUUCAUCACUCCAGAGAACGCGUUUCCACUGCUCCAGAGUCCAAUGGCGUCGAGCUUUACACCACUCCAGCCGACACUUGGCAUUGCGCAUGGUGAUUUUAGGCUUAUGUGUGGCUGCUCGGCCAUGGAAACCCAUUCCAUGAAGCUCCCGACUAACAGUUUUUGUGCUGACGUUGCUUCCAGGGGCAGUUUGGAACUCGGUAGCGAGUGUUGCAGCACUCGGCGGUCCCGUUCUGUGAGCACUAGCAGGGCAGAAAUUUGACUUGUUGGAAAGGUGCCAUCCUAUGACAGUGCCACGUUGAAAGUCACUGAUCUCUUCAGUACGGGCCAUUCUACUGCCAAUGUUUGUUUAUGGAGAUUGCAUGGCUGUGUGCUCAAUUUUAUACACCUGUCAGCAAUGGGUGUUGCUGUAAUAUACCCAAAUCCACUAAUUUGAAGGGGUGUCGACAUACUUUUGGCAAUGUAGUGUAUCUGUUGUCAGGAGACUUGGGUAGUGUAAUGGUUAUGUCAAUAAUAGUCAUGUUAGAGCCUGCCUCUGUACACAAAACAGAAAUCACAAAGCUCUAUCUCUGCACUGCAUUCUUUCCAAUAGGUUUUUAAGGACAACUAAAUAAUUCAAGCAAAGACAUUGACCAAAUAUCCAGAGUGGUUACAAUACUGAAAUAGACACUGACUGGACAGUUAAAAUGAAAUUUCUCACCUCUCUUGCACGUGUUGCUGUGUCUGUGUUCCGUGUGUGUCUCGUGUGUGUUUGCCACUGUGCCUCCAGCUGGAUGAGAAGGAGAGCCGUCGUCUGUUCCAGCAGAUCAUCUCAGCAGUAGACUACUGCCACAGACACAUGGUGGUGCACAGAGACCUAAAACCUGAGAACGUCCUGCUGGACGCACAGAUGAACGCCAAGAUCGCUGACUUCGGUAAGUCUGUCACCCUUAACCUCACACCGAACCAGCAGCUUUCUACACCUAUACAUGAUUUACACUUUCAAAUCGAGCCUAACUGUACUAGGCUGGCAUGGUUACGCAUCCACUGUAGUUACUGGAACCCUAAUGGAAAGGUUGCGUCUGAAAUGAAACCCUAUCAUUCUAUUGGACACAAACGCUUAUGUGAUAUUGUCUGGUGUUUUCGGUAGGUUUGUCAAACAUGAUGUCGGACGGAGAGUUUCUGAGGACGAGCUGCGGUUCUCCGAACUAUGCUGCUCCUGAAGUCAUCUCUGGAAGGUACACUUGUCCUUUUCUUUUCUCACCAAAACCGUGGCAUACGUGAUGGGGAAUAUGCUAAUGUCUGCUAAAACUGCUCUUAGAUUUCAAUAAAGAGGACUGUUCAAUUUCACGGUUUUGCUUUGGUGUUCUUGAUAAGUGUCACUAAACAUUCACCAUGUUAAACGACUCCCUUGGUUCAUGUCAAUGAGCAUCUGUCUGUCUGUCCUCUCCCCUCCUCCCCAACCCCUACAUGUGUCUUUCCUAGGUUAUAUGCAGGUAGUAUUGUCCUUUGUGCAUCUGCCUGCUCUUUGGAGUCUAGACUGGGUUACUCUAAACUACUUUCCGGCAACUGUUGUUGUAAAGGAAUUCACAAAUAAAUGUGUUUGAUUGACCCUUGUCCUCCCAGGUUGUAUGCAGGUCCUGAGGUGGACAUCUGGAGCAGCGGGGUAAUCCUGUAUGCCCUGCUGUGUGGGACACUACCCUUCGAUGACGACCACGUGCCAACGCUCUUCAAGAAGAUCUGUGACGGGAUCUUCUUCACACCCCAAUACUUGAACCCGUCUGUCACCGCCCUGCUCAAACACAUGCUGCAGGUGGAUCCCAUGAAGAGAGCCACCAUCAAAGAGAUCCGGUAAGAAGGGGCAAGAGAUCAACUUUGUCUGCAAAGUGCAUUUAAACACGUGUGCUUUGCAGUAGAAUAAUAGACAAGAAAAUACAUACAUCAUUAAACUCCAACUGUAACUGUGUUAAGGUUUUACGCUAUAUUACCUAUCACAGGGAUGGCAAACUCCUGUCCUCUCUGUGCAGGCUUUUGAUCCAGCCCAGCACUAACAAAGUGAACCCACCCCUCAUGGUCUACAUGUUUUCUAGCUGACCUGUUAAGAGAACAAAUGUCCCUAAUAAUAAAGACUACCUUGAUCUUGACCAUGCUCUGUCUUUCCUCCCCACAGAGAGGAUGAAUGGUUCAAAGAGGAGCUCCCCAAGUACCUGUUCCCAGAGGACCCGUCUUACAGCAACAACAUGAUCGACGACGAGGCCCUGAAGGAGGUGUGUGAGAAGUUUGAGUGCACCGAGGAGGAGAUCCUGACCUGUCUGUACAGCCGCAACCACCACGACCCCCUGGCUGUGGCCUACCACCUCAUCAUCGACAACCGCCGCAUUAUGUCCGAGGCCAAGGACUUCUACCUGGCCUCCAGUCCCCCAGACUCAUUCCUGGACGACCAGCACCUGACCGCCUCUGCUGCGGCCGCCGCCGGCCUUAAGCCCCACCCCGAGCGCAUGCAGCCCUUCCUGGCGGGGGAGACCCCUCCCCGGCCGAGACACACGCUGGACGAGCUGAACCCCCAGAAGUUGAAACACCAGGGGGUGAGGCGGGCCAAGUGGCACCUGGGGAUCAGGAGCCAGAGCAGGCCAAAUGAUAUUAUGUCUGAGGUGUGCCGGGCCAUGAAGCAGCUCGACUACGAGUGGAAGGUGAGGGAGGGGAUAGAGGUAUCGAAGAACGGAGGGGAGGGAGAAUCGUGGGGAUGAGGAUGGAGGGAGGGAAAAAGGAGCAGAAGGAGAGGGAAAGGAGAGUCUGAAGGAGUGGGUAGAGGUCAGGUAGAAAUAGACAGAAAACCAUCAAAGGGCCCCUCAGAUUAGUCAAGAAGUGGACCAGAGGUUUAUUGGGAUUGGGCUAUAUAGUGAUUCCUCACGAAACCCAGACAGAAAAGACUAUGAUUUUGGGGAAUUUCACAGGAUUUUAUCCAUAGAAUAGUCUUUUGGAGGAAGGAUUGUUGACAUAUAUUAGACUUUUGUAUCUAAAAGCAUAAUUGAGAAAUAAUUAAUCAAAGUUGGCAUAUUUGAGAUUUUGACCUUACCCAGGCCUCCUUUAAGACUCCAUAGUGUUUCAUCUCUAGGUGCUACAAAGCAAAAAUUUGUCUCAUAUGAAGCUUUACUGCUUGCUCUAUAUGAGUAGUAUUUUGAUUUCAAUAACCUUUUUUACAUUAAUUUAUGAAUAUUGAAAAAUAAACAUGAAUAUUGAAGAAGAAAAAAAAAUAUAUAUAUACAUAUACAGUGGGGAGAACAAGUAUUUGAUACACUGCCGAUUUUGCAGGUUUUCCUACUUACAAAGCAUGUAGAGGUCUGUCAUUUUUAUCAUAGGUACACUUCAACUGUGAGAGACGGAAAAUCACAUUGUAUGACUUAAGUAAUUAAUUUGCAUUUUAUUGCAUGACAUAAGUAUUUGAUACAUCAGAAAAGCAGAACUUAAUAUUUGGUACAGAAACCUUUGUUUGCAAUUACAGAGAUCAUACGUUUCCUGUAGGUCUUGACCAGGUUUGCACACACUGCAGCAGGGAUUUUGGCCCACUCCUCCAUACAGACCUUCUCCAGAUCCUUCAGGUUUCGGGGCUGUCGCUGACUCACUUUUUAUUUAUUUAUUUUAUCUUGGGGAGACAUGAGAGAGGAAUCUCUGAAGGAAAUGUUCAGUUUCCUGUUUAUCCUUCUCUUGCCCUGAUAGAUAGAAAGCAGCUAUUUAUGGUUUAAUGUGUUUGGGUACACAGUAGUAGAACCUGCUGAGAUAUGGCAAGGCAAUUCAGAUACUCUCCCACAACAUAAACCACUGUUCUGCCUAGACUCUAGAACUGCUGAAAUGGUCAAAGUGCUCUCUGUAAUACACAAGUUAUACACAAAAGUUCUAAUUUUGAUGACAAAACAAACGGAACAUGUUCAAAACGUUGUAAAUCACUUAAAUACAGACCACCACUGAAGCGGCUACAGAAGCCAUAUUGAAAAUGUUUAUAUUUUAUACUGUAUAUUCCAUCUAUUGCGUAUUAUACCCAGCUCGUGAGAUAUAGUAUGUGUAACUAAUCUCCAUAUCCUCCUCCCCAGGUGGUGAACCCGUACUACCUGCGCGUGAAGAGGAAGAACCCAGUGACAGGCAUGCAGACCAAGAUGAGCCUUCAGCUCUACCAGGUGGACAGCAGGACCUACCUCCUGGACUUCCGUAGCAUAGACAGUACGUCAACCCGGACGUAGCCCUUUACACUCACAACCCAUAUAUACGGGUUGAAAAUGGCAGAUUUGGUCACUGAUAAGCACCUACAUUGGAACGCAGUGGCUGUACAGUAACAUGCUAUACAUGACAUUUGAGCUCAGGGUCUCCGCUUUACAGCGCCGUGUAGGAUUCAACUGACAUGUCUAUAAGUGGUUUUCUACCCUGCCGAUUAUGCCAUUAAUGGAAAAUGCCUAAAAAUAAGUGGCUUUCCCUGCUAAGUGCAAUGUAAAGUGACUAGUCAGACUUCAAAAAUUGUCAAUGUUUUUCUGAUCAACAGCUUACAGACAUGGCACAAGUCUGUCUUUAGGACCUUUGUGUGUUUGGUUGUAACCACAGAAGUAUGUUUGUGUAACAUGAUCUCUUUCUCUUCUCCGUCUCUCUCUCUCUUUGUCUGUAGAUGACAUGUUGGAGGCUAAAUCUGGGACUGCCACUCCUCACCGGUCUGGUUCAGUGGGGAACCACCGCACGUCCCUUAAGAACGACGCUACUGCAGAGGGGGGGUCCCAAACCGAGGGGGCUAAGGAGAACGCUACCCCUGCCACCUCCAUCCCUCCCACUAAGGCCUCAGAGAGCUCCCUGGCCUCCUCGCUCACCUCCUCCGUUGACUCGACAGGAGGCGACCUCGCACCUACGACGGCGGUUCCGCGGCCCGGCAGCCACACCAUAGAGUUCUUUGAGAUGUGCGCCAAUCUCAUCAAACUACUUGCACGAUAG